Molecule: messenger RNA, 548 nt
Organism: Austrofundulus limnaeus
Lineage: Eukaryota; Metazoa; Chordata; Actinopteri; Cyprinodontiformes; Rivulidae
Source: RefSeq, a predicted model, not a curated record
GUUUCAUUUCAGGGACAGUGGGGACCACCACUGUAUGAUUUCAAGGAGCAGAACUCAACUUAUUACUCUUUUAUAAUAGGGGCAGAUGCGGUAGGGAGAGAUCCACAAGGGUUUGCGAUGAUUCAAUUUAUUGACCCAUUUUUAGUUAACCACAGUAACGUCGUGCAAAAUAGGAGAACGCCAACUCCUUAUCAGCCCGAGGAAAGAGAGAAAGUGAUCGCGGUAGAUUAUACUAGACUUAAACCCCUAGACAUCAUUGAACGCGCCACAGGUUACACAGAUAGCAACUUAUGGCUUGACUGGCUUAUUCAGUCUGCCAAGGAACAAAAUGUAGGUGAUUGUGUGGCAUGUGCAUCAGGCAGACCUCAAUUAUACACGGAACCUGCCCCCCUGUAUCCGGAUGAUACGUGGGGCUUUGAAUGCAUGUUAUCGUUAACAAAAACACCUACACCAGAAAAUUGCACAAACCUAGCCAGCAUUUUUCCAGUGAUAGAUAAUAACACUAAACCAGGUGCCUUCACUCCACACAGUAGUGAUCGGUAUGUGUG